Molecule: messenger RNA, 5898 nt
Organism: Hippoglossus stenolepis (Pacific halibut)
Lineage: Eukaryota; Metazoa; Chordata; Actinopteri; Pleuronectiformes; Pleuronectidae
Gene: inhbaa
Product: inhibin subunit beta Aa
Exons: 3
Coding region: 415-1788 (457 amino acids)
Biological process (GO): BMP signaling pathway; SMAD protein signal transduction
Cellular component (GO): extracellular region
Molecular function (GO): growth factor activity; cytokine activity
Source: RefSeq, a predicted model, not a curated record
AGUCGAAGAGAGAGAGAGGGAGAGAGAGGGAUGGAGUGAGGUAUAAUUAUGGUAGGAGGCUGCCAGGGCGAGAGAGAGAGAGGAGAGAGAAGGGGAGGGAGGGAAAGAAAGACGAGAGCGAGAAGAGAGAGAGUCCAGCCCACUCCGGUAAAACCAUUCAACUGGUGAGCGAGGGAAUGCAUUCGCCACAGAGAGGGAGAGAGAGGAAAAGAGGUGGACUCUGAGCUGAACUUUGCAGCUUCCAAACUUCGGAGAGAGCGAGUGAGCGAGGGAAGGAAGACGAAGACACCAGAGAGAGAGAGAGAUCAUUUUUAUUUCUUUGACCAGUUUUUCUUUUGGCCAAAAACUUUUCUUUGUCGCUCUGUCUGCAUCACCAGCUCCGACCCAACAGCCAAUCAGGCAUCUGCCGCCAUCAUGUCCGUCUUACCUCUGCUCAGCUGGACCGUCCUGGUCCUGGUGCAGAGCUGCAGCUCGUCUAUGGACCCGGCGUCUAAACCUCAUCCGCCGCCACUUUCUCUGACCGUCCAUCCUCACUACCAGCCACUGCUGGACGCUGCCCCCAGCUCCCACUGCCCCUCCUGCGCCCUGGCCAGGAUGAGGAGGAACGACGGGGGCACGGCAGUGGACGAUUUGGCGAGGCACGAGCGAGAGGAAGAGGAGGCGGCUCAGCAAGACGUGGUUGAAGCGGUGAAGAGGCACAUCCUGAACAUGCUGCAUCUCCAGGCACGGCCCAACAUCACCCGGCCCGUGCCGCGCGGCGCUCUCCUCAACGCUCUGCGCAAGCUUCACGUGGGGCGAGUGGCGGAAGACGGCAGCGUGCAGAUUGAGGGGGAGGAGGAGGCUCGAGGGCGGGGAGGCCGGGGAGGAGGUGGGGGAGGAGCAGCAGCAGCUGCGGUGGCGGCGAAUCGGGCAGGAGACAGCGAUGAUGCACAGGAGACGACAGAGAUUAUCACCUUCGCAGAGGCUGGUGAAUCUCAGGGCCUGGUCAACUUUGUCCUCUCUAAAGAAGGCGGCUCUCUGUCUCUGGUAGAGCAGGCGAACAUCUGGAUCUUCCUCCGUUUGGCUAAGACAAACCGCAGCCGAGCCAAAGUCACCAUCCGCCUCUUCCAGCAGCGCCAGCUCACCAACCGACAACCAACUCUGCCGCAGGACGAUAUCCUGCUGGCAGACAAGACGGUGGACACCCGUCGCAGCGGCUGGCACACCUUCCCGGUGUCUGCGGCGGUGCAGGCGCUGCUGGAGAGCACAGAGAGCACGACGCUGAGCCUGAGGGUGUCCUGUCCGCUAUGUGCCGACGCCGGGGCCACAGUUAUUCUGGUUUCCGGCAGUUCGGAGACAUCGCAGCGCACCAACCAGCGGGAGCAAUCCCACCGGCCCUUCCUGAUGGCCGUGGUCCGGCAGGGAGAUGGCAGCGACUCACGGCGACGCAGGAAGCGAGGGCUUGAGUGUGAUGGGAAAGUCCGCGUGUGUUGCAAAAGGCAGUUCUAUGUCAACUUCAAAGACAUCGGCUGGAACGACUGGAUAAUCGCGCCGCCCGGUUACCAUGCCAACUACUGCGAGGGUGAGUGUCCCUCUCACGUGGCGAGCAUCACUGGGUCCACACUGUCCUUCCACUCCACUGUCAUUAGCCACUACCGCAUGAGGGGCCACAGCCCCUUUCAGAACCUGAGGUCGUGCUGCGUGCCCACGCGGCUACGAGCCAUGUCCAUGCUCUACUACAACGAGGAGCAGAAGAUCAUCAAGAAGGACAUCCAGAACAUGAUCGUGGAGGAGUGCGGCUGCUCGUAAACUAAAACCUGACCUGGACCAGAGAAAGGGACCUCUGACCCCAGAGAGAGAGAGAGAGAGAGACAAGGAGGGAUGAGAGAAGGAUGAAGAAGUGACUUCAUGAUCGACGUGUCUCUCAUCUACUGUGUUUCAGGCUUCACCUCCUCCCUCCAUCCCUCCUGGACGCUCUCGGGGAUAAAAACUCUUCUCUGGACUCGAGUCUUCAUGGCACUUUCAAAAAAAAGAAAAGAAAAAAGGUAGAAAAAAAGAAUAUCUAAUAUAUUUUUGUUACACAUGGAGGGAGCGACGCUUAUUUAUGUGGCUGAAAUGUUCAAGCACCACUCGACCAGCCCGACCUUGGAGAUGAGGUGCAUGAAAAACUAGACAAAAAUCUCAAAACUAUGCAACUUGUUUCAUGUUUUCUGAUUUUAUUGUAUUUCACUUUGACUCGUUUUUUGUUUCCCGACUAUUUCCGUUUUGAAAAUCUAAAAGAAAGAAGAGAACUCUUUCGUAUUAUUUUUUUGGAAGUAUAAAUGCGUGUGUGUGUGGUUGUGUGUGUGUGCUUUUGUCCAUUCGAGUGUAAGAGUGUGUUUGUUUGUGCGUUGAGAGAUACUUGAAAGAAACAAGUUGGCCCGGCUGCUGGAACCAAACACUUCUUUACGUUACCAUGGGUACCAUGUUGAUGUUAUAAUUAUUAUUGUCAGUAAGUAUAUAUAUAAUAUUAUUGUUAUUAAUAAUAAUAUUUUGUUUGGCUGCAUUUGUGUUGUUAGGUCUGUUUUUGUUUUGAAGAAACGUUCAGAACGUUUUCGUGUUUUGCACUAUAGCGACACUCGUGUUCAGAUUAGCGUCAGACUGAAAAGAUCGUCAGAGGACAGACAGAGCGCAGCCUCCAGUUUACACGUGUCAGAGUUUACAGGUUCGAUCCCCUCAAUAAGCAAGGCAGUGUUGAUGCUCAUGAUGAUCAUUGUGUCGCUCUGUCGGUUCCUGAGCAGUCGCAGAUCGCUCCUGCAGAAAACCUGUCAGUCAGUGUAAAUUCACUUCAGAAGAACUGAUGAGAUAAACCACACGAUUUGGAUUUUUUAUGACUAUUUUUACUAGUUACCUUGUGAUGUACAUUAUAUUUCCGAUAACUAAAGAUCAAAUGUUUGUGUUACAAAACUCUCAAACUCAAACUGCCUGUAUCUGUCGCCUCAAAGUGUCAAAUUAAUUAAAUAUUCAAUUCAAUGUGUCCACAGGGUUAUUCACCACUCACCGUGUUUUUAUUUAUAAAGUGUAAAUUUUCAUUAUGGUGACAAGAUCGCUGAUGAAACUUUCCUCAGAAAAUGUUAAAUAUUAAGAGCUGAACAUUAUAUUUAAAAAAAGACAACUAGUGGCCAUUAGAAAAAUUGCAGCUGAGGACACUACAUGUGUGGAGGCUUCUGAUGAAUAAAUAUAAAUAAAUAACAUACAUAAAUCGUCCGCUAACCUGAUGGUGAAAUGUACGACACUAACCUGUCAGUUAGCACUGAAUGCUAUCUUGUCUUUAUGGAGCUACAUAUUUUAUAUGUGAACUUGUAGAACACGACAUUAAUCUGCUGAACGAGCGUUAAUAAACUUAUAGUAACUGUACGUGUAGAGAUCACGAUCCAUCAGGAACGUGAGUGAAGAUGGAUCGUGUUAGCCAACAGAACGAAACCCAACUUUAUUUCAUCAUUAUGUGAAGAUUUACAGUUUGGGGGAUUUUAAAGACUUUAUUAAAGAACGUGUAAAGCAAAGUCAGCUCUUUGUCUAUUAAUGUGCUAUACAUGUGAUUAUUGAAAUCAUUUGAAAAGACUAUGUGGUACUGACAAGCGAAGUUUGACAGUUUUUACAGCAUUCCUUGGUUCCUGAAAAGUGAACAGCAGAUACUUGUGAUACAGCAGAUACGAUGUGCUGCCCUCAUUAGCAUAGGACACCCCCAAAACUAUGUAAGAACUAGGGUUGGGCGACUUUAAGAUGUAUGCAGUGCAACAUCGUGAUGCACGCUGCCGUCGGGGGGGGGGGGGCUAGUUCGGUGGCACUAGCUCCUCCGCUCGCCACCUUUGUUCUAGUUCUCGUGCCGACCAUCGCCUGUAAAAGUUCACAGAUAACUUUGGGUGUCGUUGUUUGCGAACCACAUUUACCCCAGAAGUUUUGUUUUUGGUGCUGCCCUCAGGUUCUGUUGAAAAACCAAAACACUACCCAGAGUACAACCAAGCUUAAUUCUUGACAACUCAGACAAACUGUUUUUUGUUUUUUUUACAUAUCUCAAAGUCAGUGUUGUGUUAAAUUGCAGCGUCGUCCGUUCACAGUUUCCUUAUGUCCUGACGUAGUGGAACUCAUCACCUGUACGUGUGCUUUCGCGCAGACUUAAAAAGGUUUGGUGGCGCUAGCUCCGCUGCCAGUAACUUUCGAUCGGGGAAGAGGGAAGUAAUGCUUUUGGGGAAAUCCCCGUAAACAAGUGAUACAUAUAUAUUUCUACGUUAUAGUAGACACUGUGCUAUAGUCUGUGCUUAGCAGGGUGCACUCCUUUGCCAGUGUAGAAGGGGUGGGGGGGGCAUCACGAUGUUGGCUGUCAGUCAAGCCCAACCCUAAUAAGAACUAGACAACUUGACAGAGGCGAAACCUUUCCCGGGACUGGGCGUGGCUUCCGCGGCUGCCAGGUCACGCACAGCGAGAGAUACUUAGAUUCUCUUUCUUUAACCCAAACCCAAUUCACCGGGGUGGUUGAUGACACGUUGCUCUGUGGUGGGACAAACGCCGAAAAUAUCUUUUUCAUUGCUUUACACAGUCUUUGAUUUUCAAAGGGAAAAAAAUGAAAUAUUUAACUGAUGCAUUAAAUUAAUUAAGGUGGAGUUCAUAAACUUUUCUUUUAUCAAAACCACCCUUAAUUUAAUCCUAAAGAAGAAACACAGUUAUAUGAGUCAAUUAACAUUCAGAUUAAUUAAUCACUUUGUCAGAAAGUAGAAUUAUUUAUAAAAACCAAACAGUCAAUCGCAAAAUUAUUCACUUUAAAUAUUAUGACUACAACAGAAGCAGCAAAUUAACAUGAUAGAAUGAAGGAAUCAUUUAGGCUCUAAUCAGCUGUAAAGCACUUUUGAUACAGUUAUUUAACCAUUAAUAAUAUUUUAAUCAGCAGAAAGUGUUAUUUCUUUCUUUCCUUGGAGAUAAUGUUUGAAUUUGUUGUUUUUUAGAUCAAAUGAAAUCUUUUGGUUUGAUGUGAUGAGCAGCUUAAGGUUUAUUUUAAAUCAGUUUUAUAUCUGAUAAGAAGAAAUGAUGAUGGUUUUUGUUUUGAGAAAAUGUCUAGUUUUAGUUUAUUUUAGAAACCAAAGAGUCGACAAAUGUUUGGAGUUCAACUUACAUUCAAACUGAAAAAAAAAAAAAAAAACUUCCAACGUGAUUAAAAUCUGUUUUAAUUUCACUGAAAUGUGUAAAAUGUGGCGUCACUUUCAGAUUUUAUUCAUGCUUUAUAGUUUUUGCUUGUUUUGAAACAAACAUCUUGAUCUUGUUUUUACUUCUGGUGUUUUUAUCCCCCCGCACACUGAGAACUCAAUUUCCCACAAUGCUUUAAUCACAAAGUGAAAAAAACAAUCCACCGUCGUCUCUGCUUCAGAAAGUAAACAAAUGUUGAGUGUUUUUUGUGUCAUAUGUGUUAAUAUCAGUGUUAUCGACUUCACCAAAAGUUUGCAGUACUGGUCCCAUUUUGAUGAAGUCACACAUGUUACGUCUUCUUAUGAUUUUUAUUGUUUUUGUUGGACUUGUUUUCAGAGAGAGAGGACGCUCUUGCUCUGAACUUUCUGGGACAAACUCAUCGUCCGUCCCGAGCGAACGUGGACGCACACAAACUGUCAGUGCAGAAAAAAAGGCCUCAAAAACUAAGAAAAAGUCAAAAAUAAGAAAAGUGAUAAAAAAAGUGGUUGUUCUUUUUAUCAAGAUGAAAAAAUACUGACACUGAACAAAGUGGACAAAGAAUAAAAAGUCUAUUUUUUAUUCUGUAUAUAUGGAAAUCAAGAAUCCAGUAUGUUGCAUUGCUUUGUUGUACAAAUCAAAUGUGCUUGUGGCAUUUUUCUAAUCUAAUUUAUUUUACAGUAUUAUUUGGGUUUUGUUUUCUGCUUCACCAUUAAAGUUUAAAGG